Messenger RNA from Nicotiana tabacum (common tobacco), 5777 nucleotides. RefSeq lists its product as uncharacterized. NCBI's taxonomy places the organism in Eukaryota, Viridiplantae, Streptophyta, Magnoliopsida, Solanales, Solanaceae. Gene Ontology annotation, molecular function: ADP binding. Gene Ontology annotation, biological process: defense response to other organism. The record is from RefSeq and is a predicted model, not a curated record.
UCAAGUCAGCUUCUGUCCUCUCCUCUUCUUCUCCUUUUCUUGUGUGACAAACCAAAAAACAACUAAUAUUCUGAUAGAGAGACGCUAAGAUGUUUUGCAAAGAAGCCAUUGAAGCUCUAGAAUUGAUGAAAGAUCAAUGGAGAUUGUCCUUGACAGAUGCAAUAGUGGCUGAUAUCAAUUUCCUCAUUAUGGAGCUCAAGUUUCUGGACAUUUUCCUGAGGCUGCAGAGCUUUACUACUGACAGCAACUUGCUGGAUGUUUCCGAACACAUCCGAGCUAUGGUUAGCGUUGUAGGAUCGGACCUCAAAAGUCUAUUCUCCGCAGGAAUGGUGCCACCUGAUCAAAAAUUUGAUCUCACUUUGUCUGAGGUGCAAGAAAAGAUCCGGAUUUGUAAGUCGGAAAUCAAAGCUCAAUACUCUUAUCCUCAGGUAGUAAAUAUUUCUGAUGCUAGUCCCACGUCUAUAGCAAAACUCAUUGGUGAUGUAAUAGAGACUAUAAAUUAUGUGGUGAGCACACCUUUGGCUUCUUCCUUAUCUAUUAGUCCACAAAUUCGGGAGCUCUUUUGCGCAUUGAGUUCACCACAAUCUCUCUGUUACAUGCUUGCUGUCAGAAAAUUACAAGACUCUAGCCAAAUGACUUUCUUCACUCAUGCUAUAGCUGUGACUUGUCAUGCAGCAAUGAUUAUCUUCUUGCAUUUUCCUGAGCAUAACAAGGUUAAUCAGGAAACUGAUAUCAAUUCCUUGCUUACUGAUUUCGCAUUGAAGAGAAUUUUUCCCAUUCAGCCAUGUGUCCGCCGUAUCUAUGUUGAACUCCUCCAAUCUUUUAUGUCCGGACCACAAUUAACCUGGCGUCACGCUGUCCUAGCUAAAAUGGAAACAAUGUUUACCCUUUUUCUCAAAACCAAUCUGCUGAUGUUACAGUUCUCUUAUAGAUAUGGCUUGAUAGUUCCGUUGGAGGAUCAAAAUCAAAUGGACUACUUUUUCGAGAUGUUGGACUAUUUGGGAACAUAUCUUGAGGAUUUGCCACCACAGGGCUUUGGAUCUAAGCUGAGAGAAAUAGAUAAUUUGAUGGUCAAUGCAGCACUUUUCAUUUUCUCGUUAUAUGGUAACGAGGAAGACGUGGCAUCUGGAGAAGUAAAUCAAGAGGCCACCCUUGAUUUGCCUGGCUUGAUUCAGCGUAUCAGCGCUUUGACUUACCAAAUCGUUCAAAUGUCAUUUCAAUCGAUUUUACCUAGGAUUGAUGGUCUUGGCUUUGUUGAUUUCCUUCUGGUCAACAUGAAGGAGUUCCUUAACCAGUCUGCUGAUACACUUCCUUCUGCCAAGAGCCAACUUGAAGCUGUGCUGAAGUAUCUUGAAUUUUUGCAUCCUUUUUUGAGGGAUGUUGCAGCAGAAAAAUGUAUUAAUCAUGAUAGACUGCAACAUCUUGCCACAGUGGUCAUUGGCAAGGCAUAUGAAAUAGAAUAUAUAGUUGAUUGUUUCGUGACUAAAGAUGUUCCUGCCUGGUUUCUUACACCAUGGCUUUCGGAUCUCAUUGUGGAGAUUGAGUUUCUUAAGGCAGAGGUCGAAAAGAUUAAGGAGGACAAGGCGUGUGACGCACCAAUGGAAAACAUCACCAAUGCUUCCAAUGUUGCUACAUCAUCACAAUCGGCCAGUAUGCCAAGCACAACUGAAGAAAUGGUGGGAUUCGAGGACGUGGUGCAAACAUUAAGAAACCAACUUGUUGGAGGAACAUCACAACUUGAUGUUGUCUCAGUUGUUGGCACUUUUGGACAAGGUAAAACAACAGUUGCCAAAAAGCUAUUCUAUGACGAAUCAAUUGCCUCUCUGUUUGAUGUUCAUGCAAAAUGUUUUCUUCCAGUUGUAUAUUUACGUAGAGAUUUGUUGGUUGCUAUUCUGAGUGAUGUGGUUGACAAGAAAACUGAUCUUAGUGAAGUCCCUGAAGAUGAAUUAGCUGACAAGUUGCACAAAAUAUUGUUGCAAAGGAAAUACCUUAUCCUCGUUGAUGAUGUUCGUGAAACUGUAGUGUUGGACUUUUUAGAGUCGUGCUUUCCGGAUGCCAACAAUGGAAGCAGAAUUAUUCUAACAACAGAGUUAGACGAAGUUGCUAAUUAUGCUAGACGUGUUAGUUCUCCCUAUCGUCUUCGCUUGUUUUCUGAUGAAGAAAUCUGGAUGUUGUUACAGAAUAAGGUUUUCCUCCGACAAAGUUGCCCACCGUAUAUUAGAGAUGUUGGACAAAAACUAGUAAAAACCUGUCCCGGGCUACCCCUUGCGGUUGUUAUGCUGGCCAAUGCUCUUGCAAAACUGGCGAAGAAUGGGGAUCACGUGAACUUCUCUGAAGAGGCGGUGAAAGAGUUCAAUGAAAUUCUGGAGAACCAGAGAUCUUCUUAUGUUAAUGUAUCAUCACAAAUGGCCAGUACUCCAAGGAUAACUGAAGAAAUAACAGAUGAAAUGGUAGGUUUCGAUGAUGUACUGCAAACCUUAAGAGAUCAACUUGUUAGAGUAACACCAAGAGAGCUUGAUAUUAUCUCGAUUGUUGGCACUCUUGGACAAGGUAAAACAACAGUUGCUAACAAACUAUUCACUGACGAAUUAGUUGUCUCUUUGUUCGAUGUUCGUGCAAAAUGUUUUGUUCCUGCUGCUUUUCAACGCAGAGAGUUAUUAGUUGCUAUUCUGAGGAAUCUUGUUGAAAAGACAAUUGAUCUUAGUGAAGCGAGAGAAGAUGAAUUAGCUGAUGAAUUGCACAAACUUCUAUUGCCAAAGAGGUAUCUUCUCCUCAUUGAUAAUGUUAAUGACUCUGUAGCAUGGGAUUAUCUAAGGUCAUGCUUUCCAGAUGCCAACAAUGGAAGCAGAAUUCUUCUAACAACUCGUCUAGAUGAAGUUGCUACUAAGGCUAGACGUGUUAGUUCACCCCAUUAUCUGCGCUUGUUUACUGAUGAAGAAAGCUGGACGCUGUUACAAAAUAAGGCGUUCCCCCGACAAAGUUGCCCGCCAAAUUUUAGACCUCUUGCAGAACAAUUAGCCAAACGGUGUGAAGGGUCGCCUGUUCAAGUUGUUGUGCUGGCUGGUGUUCUUGCAAAAAUGACGACAAAAGAGUUGGAACUACUGGCAGAAGGGGAUAAAGGUGUUCACAUGGUCUUCAUUAAAGAGGUGGAGAAAAAGGCCAGGGAAGCUACGUUAGACCAGGCGCGUGGGUCACGACCAAAAAGCUUUAGAAAUGCUUCCCAAGGCCAUAUAUCAUCUCAACUGGAUUGGACUACAGCUGAAGAUAUGGUGGGGUUCAAGGACGUCAUGCGAACAAUAACAAACCUACUUGUUAGAGGAACAUCACAAAGAGAUGUCAUUUCAAUUGUUGGAAUGGCUGGACAAGGUAAAACAACAAUUGCUAACAAACUAUUCAUUGAUGAAUCAGUUGUUCUACAAUUUGAUGUUCGUGCAAAAUGUUAUGUUUCUCAAGUGUACAACCGUCGAGAGGUGUUGGUUUCUAUUCUGAGUGAUGUGGUCGACAAGCCAACUGAUCUUAGUGAAGUGCCUGAAGAUGAAUUAGCUGAUAAGUUGCGCAGACUAUUAUUGUCAAAGAGAUAUCUUAUCCUCAUUGAUGAUGUCUGGGAAACUAGAGCAUGGGAUGAGUUACAGACAUGUUUUCCGGAUACCAACAACAGUAGCAGAAUUAUGCUGACAACCCGGCUAGAGAAGGUUGCUACCUAUGCUAGCUGUGUUAGUUCUCUUCAUCAUCUUCGCUUGUUUUCUGAAGAUGAAAGCUGGACGUUGUUACAGAAAAAGGUGUUUCUUCAACAAAGUUGUCCACCGGAUCUUGAAGGUGUUGGACAGGAAAUAGCAAAAAAGUGUGGAAGGUUACCUCUUUCAAUUGUUUUGGUAGCUGGUGUUCUUGCAAGUAUGACAAAGAAAGAGCAGUGGGAACAAGUGGCAGAUGGUUUAGGUUCACAUAUUCGUGGCGACUCCAAGCACAUCAUACAAUUCAGUUACAAGAAUUUGCCCCAUUAUCUUAAACCUUGCUUUCUGUAUUUUGGAGCAUUCUUGGAGGACAAAGAGAUUCAGAUCUCAAAGUUAAUGAAGUUAUGGAUGGCGGAGGGUUUGGUAGUAAAACAAAAGGAAAGAUGCUUGGCUGAUAUAGCAGAAGAUUACUUAGAGGAUCUUAUUAGAAGAAAUAUGGUGAUGGCCACCAAGAAUAGAUAUCUUGGCAAAGUAAAAGCAUGUCGUAUCCAUGACCUGUUGCUUGAAUUUUGCAAGGAAAAGGCAAAGGACGAGAAGUUUCUACUAUGGAUAUAUAGGGAUCAAGAUGCAAAUUCUGCCGAAGUGUUGUCUCGAAUGCUUGUACAGCGUCGUAUAUCCAUUUAUUCAAAACAACACAAUCUUGUUGAAAGGAGUCCAUCUUGCUCCAAUGUCCAUUCCAUAUUAUUCAGGAAGGUUGGUGAUGAUGUUAUCCCCUCAGUCGACAAUCAGGUCUCAUUUGCUUUUCACAGCUUUAAGUGUCUUAGAGUGUUAGAUCUGGAGUUUGUCACUGUUGAUUCUUUCCCAACUGAAUUAUCUCAACUGAGGUACCUUGCACUUAGAACUUUUGAGGAAUCUAUUCCAUCAUCUAUAGCCAAUCUCCGGAAUCUUGAAACACUUAUGGUUAAAGGGCUUGGAAGUGAACUUUCAUUGCCACACUCACUGUGUAAGAUGGUUAAGAUAAGACAUCUACAUUUAAACGACCGUGCCUCCUUCAAUUUGCAAAACAUAAAAGUAUUCCUAGAGGAUCCCUCGGAAUUAGGUAAUUUGGAGACUUUUUCCACUCCUGCUUUUUCAUCCGGUGAGGAUGUGGAGAAGGUAUUGAGUAAGACCCCUAAUAUUCGAAACCUGAGAUGCAUAUUUUCAGGAUCAUGGGGUUAUUCUGAGGAACAACAAAAGGACUGCAAUCAGUUCCCAAGAUUACAGCACUUAACCAAGCUUGAAUCACUCAAGGUGUUUUGUUUCCACAAGCCAGAGCGAUCACCUUGUGUAUUCAAUUUCCCGUCAGAUCUUAAGAAGCUGACACUUUGUGGUUUUGGAUUGCCAUGGAGUGAAAUUUCAGCCAUCUCAACACUUCCUAACCUUGUGAUACUCAAGCUACAAUCCGAUGCCUUUUGUGGCGAAGAAUGGGAAGUAAGUGAUGAGCAAUUCUCCCAACUAAAAGUGCUGAAGCUAGAAAAUAUUUCCUUUGCGUGUUGGAGUGUCUCAGAGGAUGCUUUCUCUAACCUUGAGCAACUGGUUCUGCAUAGUUGUGAUUGUCUUGUCGAAAUCCCUACUGAAUUUGGUUACUUCACUUGCCUACAAUCCAUCGAGGUAAAGUCGUGCCAGGAAUCUGUUGCAAAUUCAGCUAGGAAUGUCGAGGAAAUUCAGGUCGAAGAAAUGCAAAAUAAUGGCUUCACGCUUUUUAUCUACUAAUGAAAUUUUCUCUGAGAUAUCACAUGAGAUCACUUGUUUCAUGGAUUCUUCUUUUAUCACUCUCUCAAGACUCUUAACGUCCAGUAAGGCAAGCAAUUCAAAAUGAUUUAUCAAGAGCAGCAGCAGCCGGUCCCUCAUUUAUCGAGAUUAUUAAGAAUCUCUUUUGCUCUAUACUUGUCUUAAUUUUUUUUUUUAAUAUUAUGUGGUCUCUAUUACUCUGGUUGAUUCCUUCAUAUAAUUUGUAAGACCUGAUAUUGCUGAAUAUGCAUGAUUGACAUUUGAACACAUACUCUUUUGGAGAAAAUGUACUUUCAGUUGUUUUGAACACGUACACUUAAGAAAUCCAUUUGGCUA